Cololabis saira (Pacific saury) is the source of this 2728-nucleotide messenger RNA. RefSeq names its product adhesion molecule with Ig-like domain 3 (gene amigo3). Gene Ontology annotation, molecular function: protein binding. Bases 789 to 2216 code for a protein of 475 amino acids. The record is from RefSeq and is a predicted model, not a curated record. Lineage: Eukaryota; Metazoa; Chordata; Actinopteri; Beloniformes; Belonidae. The transcript has 2 exons. Gene Ontology annotation, biological process: brain development.
ACCAGAAGCGGCAGACACAGCUCAGAGAAGAGCUGGAAACAGACGGCGGCAGAAUUAAGGGUCUUUCUGCUCCGGACGAAGAGUAAUUGCGAUCUACAGGACGGAUUAACAGAUAGACGCCCGGGUACGCAGCAAAGUGGAUGUUUAAUGAGUGGAAACCCUCAGCUACCAAACACAGAAAAAGAAGCAAAGACAGAAACAAGAGUGGGAGCUCUGAGUAACUGCUGUCCCUUCACCGACAGGACGCCCAUCCUCAACUCAGGGCGGGGAGCAAUUGACGGCUCCAUCUCAAAACAAGGAAAUAAAGUUUCCAAAAUCAGGAUCUGACAGACAGAAAGGAUACGGCAGCUCCGGGAUUGACAGAGAAACAACAGCUGAGAGGAUCUCCAACAGUUCUCUCUUCUUUUUCUUCUCCAUCUCUGAAAAUACCAGGAGUAUUCCCCCAAUCCCAACCCUGACCAAUCACAAUUUUAAUGCUAACAUGUCUUGUUUUUGUCCUCAAGUGGUUCGAUGAUGGAUGCUGAGGUCCCACCGCUGCUGCGCUGACGGUUGUUUGUGAAUGCGUCCCGCACACAACUAAUGAAAUGAGCUCUUGGAGUUAGAGGAGUGUUAAAGGAGACAAGCAAAUUAAAGACUUGGAAAUGAAAAUCAGCCGUUUGAGGAAGUUUAUCAGGAAUUUAAAAGCAUCAAAAUGAGAUAAAUGGGUGAGCCAUGAUGACUUGAGGAGUAACGAAAAGAGCUUGAUCUUCCAAAGUAAGCGGUAUACGUUGGAGAUCAGAAGCAGCGUCAUGGUGGAUGUUGGUGGUCUCGCUGGUUUCCUGCGAUCAUGCUGGUUUGUGAUGGUGCUGGUGUUUUUUCUCAGACCAGUCCAGGCUGAUACUGGCAACUGCCUCUGUGCCUCAGACAUUCUGAGCUGCACAGCGCUGGAUCUGGACCGGGUUCCCAGACAACUACCAGUCUACACUGUCAUGCUAGACCUGAGCCACAACCACAUUGAGCGGCUACAGCUAGGCGACUUUGAGGGACUUGCUCAGCUGGAGACGUUACGUUUAGCACACAAUCGAGUGAAUGGGAUCCUGCCGGGGGCAUUCAGGAACUCUUCAGGAAGUCUGCUGCGACACCUGGACCUAUCGUCCAACCAGCUCCGGGUCCUGGAGCAGCACUACUUCCAGGAGCUUAGCGGACUGGAGGAGCUGCUGCUUUUCAACAACCAGAUCACCCAUGUGGAGAGCCAAGCCCUGGCUGGACUAGGAAACCUACGGAAGGCCUACUUCAGCCACAACCGACUCACCGACUUCCCCUUCUUCAGCAUCCAGAAGCACAGUCACCCCCACCUGACCAUGCUGGACCUGUCCUCCAACCGCCUGCCCAAACUGCCCCUGGAGGACGUCUCUAACCUCCCCCUGUCCAUCCAGGAGGGGCUCUUUCUGCACAACAACUCGCUAGUGUGUGAGUGCUCCAUGUACAUACUGUUCCGAUCGUGGGAGCGGCGUGGAUUCGCCUCCGUCAGACUCUUCAGACAUGAGCAUGUGUGUCUGAUCUACGGGAUCCAGAGAGGCAGCAUUCGCUUCUUCCUGUACAGGCGUUACUUUGACAAAUGCAACUUAAUGGCAGCGGAUAACGCGCCCCUGGAGCAGGAAAGCAGCGUCUCAGUAAAAGCUGGAGCAGCUCUGCUGCUCCACUGCAUCACAUCCCUGAGCGGUCAGGGAACCACCUUCUUCUGGAUGGCACCUCACGAGGACUAUGUGGUACCGCCAGGGAAUAAUGUGUCCUUGAAGAUGUUUGCCAAUGGCAGCCUGGAGAUCAUGGCGGCACAGGACCAGGACUCCGGGAUCUACCGGUGCAUGGCUCAAGACCAGCAGCGGAACGAGACUCGAGAGGUCAACGUUACUGUGGUGGUGCACUAUGAUAGUGAUGCCCAUGAGAGCUUCAACACGGGUUACACCACCCUGCUGGGCUGUGUGGUCAGCCUCGUACUAGUCCUCAUGUACCUCUACCUGACACCCUGCCACUGCCCCCCCUGCCUGAAGGGCCAGUCCCUGGGGACAGCCACCCCUAGUCAUGUUCAUGAGGCUGGGGCAGAGAGUGUUCACUCCUCCAUUCUCACCCCAACACCACCAACAACCACCGAGGGCCCCGGCCGCAAGAUCUAUCCAUCAAACUUCUCUGCACUUCCUCCCUACAACUCCCAUCCUUCCAACUCCCUCUAUCUUUAACCAUUUAUUUUCCCCCAGCCUACCAUCCAUACCUCUGCCCCCAACACUCUCUUCUCCUCCCAACCUUCCUCAGAACUGAACGCCUGCUGCCUGUCCCUGCUGCCAUGCCAGCCGGCAACCUGAAGAGGAUGGCGACCUCGUCCAAAACCCUUCUGUGGUGUCAACCAUAGGUUGUUGAAGACUUGGAGCUGUUGGGCCGUCUUGAAGAAACUAACACCUACACCAGUUGAUCCAAACAUGGGCGAAUGGGCAGAGAGAGCAAGCCUGGAGUCUGCUUGGAACACCUUAUGGUAACUGAGCUCACCUUAGCACAGUUACCAAAAGGUAGAUAUUUUAAGCUCACCUUAUCCCCUGCUAACCUAUAAUGAAAGCUAAUUAGGGCCCGAGCACUUACAGUGCGAAGGCCCUAUUGUAUCUGUAGGAAUUUUCCUUUUUUUUCCCCCGACGAAAUGAGGGCCUUUUUGCCCCCUAAACGUGCCCCAAAAGUCACCAAAUUUUGCACCCAAGCCAGG